This is a messenger RNA of Tetranychus urticae (two-spotted spider mite), 3518 nucleotides long. Its product is annotated as lysine-specific demethylase 4C. Gene Ontology annotation, cellular component: chromatin; nucleus. Gene Ontology annotation, biological process: chromatin remodeling; regulation of gene expression. Gene Ontology annotation, molecular function: histone H3K9 demethylase activity; histone H3K36 demethylase activity. The record is from RefSeq and is a predicted model, not a curated record. Lineage: Eukaryota; Metazoa; Arthropoda; Arachnida; Trombidiformes; Tetranychidae.
AUUUUAGUCACUAAUCACUCCGCCUCCUGGUUCUUGCAAAUUUGGUUUUUGGUUCUGCCUUAGGUUCAAUUGAUUGAAAUUGAAAUUGGACAGUUUUUUCACAGAGUUAAUUUUUAUGUUUUAAUAAAUUCAAAAUGAUUAAUAUACCGAGAAUUCAAGUGUUUCGGCCCUCUAUGGAAGAGAUGAAAGAUUUUGAAGGAUACAUCAAUAAAAUUGAGAAAUCAGGUGCUCAUAAAGCAGGCCUAGCAAAGAUUAUUCCCCCUGCUGAAUGGAAACCUCGUCGUAAAGAUUCAAAUUAUCAAUCUCAUGAGAUAGAUCAACUUGUAAUAAAAGCUCCAAUUCAACAAAUCGUUCAAGGUCGAUUAGGCCUUUACCAACAGUAUAACAUUCAGAAGAAAUCUUUAACUGUUAAAGAGUUCAAGAAACUUGCUGAGAAUCCGAAAUAUCGGACACCAGAUUUUUUUGACUAUGAAGAGCUUGAAAGGAAAUAUUGGAAAAAUGUUACUUAUAACCCACCAAUAUAUGGGGCUGAUGUCCCUGGCUCUUUGUAUGAUGAAGACGUUGAUGAGUUCAACAUUAAUCGACUUAACACUAUUCUCGAUUUGGUAAAUGAAUCUUACGGAAUCAAGAUCAUGGGUGUUAAUACCGCAUAUCUUUAUUUUGGUAUGUGGAAGACUACAUUUGCCUGGCACACUGAAGACAUGGAUCUCUAUAGCAUAAAUUAUUUACACUUCGGUGCGCCAAAAUCAUGGUAUUGCGUCCCCCCAGAGCAUGGUAAACGUCUCGAAAGGCUUGCUGCUGGCUUUUUCCCUUCAAGCGUAACUUCUUGUCCAGCUUUCUUAAGACAUAAGAUGACAUUAAUUUCUCCAGCAAUAUUGAAACAAUAUUCUAUACCAUAUAACAAAAUAACUCAAGAAGCUGGAGAGUUCAUGGUUACAUUUCCUUACUCAUAUCAUGCUGGAUAUAACCACGGCUAUAACUGUGCCGAGUCUACUAAUUUUGCAACGGAAAGAUGGGUUGAAUAUGGAAAACGAGCUACAAGGUGUAAUUGCCGUAGUGAUUCAGUUAAAAUUAGCAUGGAGGCUUUUGUCAAAAAAUAUCAACCUGAACGUUAUGAUCUCUGGCUCCAAGGUAAAGAUGUUGGACCUCAUCCAGAAGAUCCGACACAUAUCUCACCUGCGCCUUUACCGUCUGAUUACGAACUUCAAGUUCUAUCCAAAGUGAGUAAAAGUAAACGACACCCGCCUUACAAACCUGACCCAGAAAUAUCAGAUGCAGAAUCAAUGGAUAAUCAUUGUGAAGCUAUGCCAACAUUUCCAACAAAAGCUGCUCGUAAACACUUCGAAACUCCUGGGCCAUCAGCAACAAUUUCACACCAAACAGAUUCAAAGCAUGGUUUUAUUGAUAAUUCUGUUACAAUCGGAGAAUCUGAAUAUCUCAGAACUAGCCCACCAAAUAUAACAGAUGCUGUCAAGAGAAUAAAACAUCGAUUUACACCAAAAAGUGGAUUAACGAAACGUUCUCGUAAAUCAUCGACUGUCUCUUCGACUUGCUCCAUUCCUCCAGAAUCAAGUUCAACCAAAAUGAUGCCAACUAAUGCACCUCCAUUUAUGAAUCCAACUCCUUUCAUCAACACGAAUCCCAUUGCUGGGCCUUCAUAUAUGCACUCAAAUUUGUGCACUCAACCACCGGAAAGUGUGUUACCUUUAACCUGGGUUACUAAACCAGGAGCAUAUUCUGGAGCCUUACAAUUGAUCGAUAAAUUUCUAAAUUGUGAUCUGACAUCUUCAGUGCCAUCAUCUGCUACAUCUUUCUAUCCAACAAAUCCAAAUUUCAAUCUAUCAGAAAAUGUAGAAAUUUCUUCUUUACCAUACAACGGAAAUUCACAGGCUAGUGCAUCGAAUGACGAUGAUGUCCCAACAGAUUUAUCGAUGAAGUCCAAGAUAGUGCUUAAUGAUGACUUAUCUAAGCUGUUAGCCGAUGAGACCUUAAGUCGUGAUAUGAGAGAGAUCUUAAAGCGCGUGCCUGUCCAACCCUACCUCUACCAACAUUUACCCUACAGUUUUUUUGGUGAACAGAUCUUUAAUUGUUACAUAUCAAGUAUAUUUCCUCAUUGUUCGAUAUGUAUAAUAAUGAGAAAGUUUGAAAUCCAAGAUGAUUGGGUUGAUGCACAUUAUAAAAUACCUACCUCUAGUCCAAUCAUACUUCCAAGUGCUGCUUUUGCCUUUAAGGUGAAAGAUGCUACGCCAAAUCUUGAAGAUAUCAAAUGUUCCUCAUUGCUAGUUUGCGCGGAUUGCAAAAUUUGUGUACAUUCAAUCUGCUAUGGAGUCCACAAUAAAUUAGAUGUUGAUAAUCGUGCAAAUUGGAGAUGCGAUCGCUGUAUAAAUGAAGACUAUGGUGUAAAUUGUUGUCUCUGUCCAUUGCGAGGAGGUGCUCUUAAAAAAACAAAAGAUGACAGUAAAUGGGCUCACAUAACUUGUGCAUUAAUGCAACCUGGGGUUACUUUUUUAAAUGGAUUUAAUAAGCAACCUAUAGAUAUUAGUGGAAUUAAAAAAAAUAGAGCAAAUGCACCCUUAUUUAAAUGUAUAUAUUGUCAGAAAACCAAUAAUAAACUUACAGACUAUAUAAGUGGCUACUGUAUUCAAUGUUACUUAGCACCGAAGUGCUCUGUAAAAUUUCACACAACCUGCGCUUACUUGAAUGGUGCCAAAUUUGAAACGGACGAUUGGCCUGACCCAAUUAGAGUGUAUUGUACAAAGUGCAUCGGAAGAACAUCUGGUAAACAUCUUGGCCUGCCGGGCGAAGAGGACGAGGUAAACUUGGGAACCAUCGUCUUAGCAAAGCAUAAAAAUCGUCGUUAUUAUGAAGCUACUGUGAUGAACAAAACAAGCCUGAUUUUACAUCACGCUCAUCUUGAGGAUAACUCAAUUUUACAAAUUUUAAAAACGUCUGAUAUUGUUGACCCAGAUAUUGAAAGGACUGGAAUCCCUGAAAUCGGUGAUCCAAUUACAAUAUUUUGGGAGAAAACAAAUCAAGCUGGAAAAUAUGCUGGCAACCACAAAUCUAUUCAAUAUGUUCUCAAAUUUGAGGACGAAUCCAUAAUCAAAUGUACAAGAGAAUCUUUUUAUCGUCUGGAUGACGAAAUUCCACUAAAAGUUCAACAAAAACGAUCUCGAGCGACGGAUGUUAAAAACGAAAGUGCAUUCUGGGCCGCAAAUCUUAAAAAAUUCAAAACAACAAUAAUUAACUCAUAAUGUAUAUUUAUACUCAUUAUUUUUGGGCGCGAGCAACAAAAUCAUAAAAAUCAUCAAAAUCAACUUUUCAAAAAAUCAAAAACAAAUCAUUUAAUUUUGCCUAUCUUUUUCUCCUCGUAUUACUCAUAAUGAAAAUAUCAAUAGUAUUAUCUCGUACUUCAUUCUGUUGAAACUCUGAUGCUAUUAAAAUGCAUGUAAUCUUAUCUAGUUUGUUUGAUUUCUUCUCACUCCACAACGAAUUAAACCAUAUGUUCACCCCUCAAA